Acinonyx jubatus (cheetah) is the source of this 1957-nucleotide messenger RNA. It is a transcript of the gene SCCPDH, whose product is annotated as saccharopine dehydrogenase (putative). Gene Ontology annotation, biological process: glycolipid biosynthetic process. The transcript has 12 exons. The record is from RefSeq and is a predicted model, not a curated record. Gene Ontology annotation, cellular component: plasma membrane; lipid droplet; mitochondrion. Lineage: Eukaryota; Metazoa; Chordata; Mammalia; Carnivora; Felidae. Bases 148 to 1437 code for a protein of 429 amino acids.
GCCGCGCUCGGGGCACCGGGUGGCUGCGGCGGCGGCGGCGUCCACCCCAGAGGCGGUUGUUGCCGCGCCCGGUACUGGGAUCGCUGCCCGAGGCGCAGACGCGGUGGACUUCGCCCGCCCCGGCCCUCGGCUCGCUGUGGGCUCGUCAUGGAGACCAACCAGAGGCCGUAUCACCUGGUGGUGUUUGGCGCCUCAGGCUUCACCGGCCAGUUCGUGGCCGAGGAGGUGGCCCGGGAGCAGGUGGCCUCGGGGCAGAGCUCCAGCCUGCCCUGGGCCGUGGCGGGCCGCUCCCGGGAGAAGCUGCAGCGAGUGCUGGAGAGGGCUGCCCUGAAGCUGGGAAGACCGACACUGUCCUCCGAAGUUGGAAUAAUAAUUUGUGAUGUCACUAAUCCCGCCUCACUUGAUGAAAUGGCUAAGCAGGCGGCAAUUGUCCUCAACUGUGUAGGACCCUAUCGAUUUUACGGAGAACCUGUAGUAAAAGCGUGUGUUGAAAAUGGAACGAGCUGUAUUGACAUCUGUGGAGAACCUCAGUUUCUGGAACUAAUGUAUUGGAAGUAUCACGAGAAAGCUGCAGAAAAGGGAGCUUAUAUCAUUGGAAGCAGUGGCUUUGAUUCCAUUCCAGCAGACCUGGGAGUGAUAUAUACCAAAAACAAGAUGAAUGGUACGCUGACGGCUGUGGAAAGUUUCCUGACUAUACAUUCUGGACCUGAGGGGUUGUGUAUUCACGAUGGUACCUGGAAGUCAGCAGUUUACGGUUUUGGAGAUCAGAGUAAUUUGAAAAAACUACGAAAUGAAGCAAAUCUGAAACCCGUCCCAAUUAUUGGUCCGAAAUUGAAAAGAAGGUGGCCACUUUCCUACUGCAGAGAACUCAGCAGCUACUCGGUCCCUUUCCUGGGAGCGGAUGUGUCUGUUGUGAGGCGGACCCAGCGCUACCUGCACGAGACCUUGGAGCAGUCUCCCGUUCAGUACGCUGCUUAUAUAAACAUGGGAGGCAUCACCUCUGUUAUUAAGCUGAUGUUUGCGGGACUUUUCUUUUUAUUCUUUGUGAGGUUUGGCAUUGGAAGGCAACUUCUCAUAAAGUUCCCAUGGCUCUUCUCCUUUGGUUAUUUUUCAAAACAAGGCCCAACACAAAAACAGAUGGAUGGCUCAUCGUUUACAUUGAGGUUCUUUGGUCAAGGAUACAGCCAAGGCUUUGGUCCCGAGAAGGGCAAACCAAAUACAAGAAUUUGUACUCAGGUGAAAGGACCAGAGCCUGGCUAUGUGGCUACCCCCAUAGCCAUGGUCCAGGCAGCUAUGACUCUUCUAAAUGACGCCUCUGAUCUUCCUAGCAUGGGCGGGGUCUUCACCCCGGGAGCCGCCUUCUUCAGAACAAAGUUGAUUGACAGACUCAACCAACGUGGCAUGGAAUUUAGCGUCAUCAGCAGCUCUGAAGUCUAGACGUUGGAAGAAUUGACUGAAGGCAGGACAUGCACGAAUUCAUGGCUUUUUUGUUUGAAAUUUGAAACGCUACACGUUAAAAAGUUGUCAGAUCUAAAAUACGUGCACAUUAAAAGCAGGAAAUUGUACUAGCUUGCCCUAAAUUUCAAAUCUUUGUUGACUUUGUGAUUUUAUUGCUCGUGGAACAGAACCGAUAUUUGACUUCUUCAUCGAAGAGUUCAUCGUCAACGCUUAUAAGUCAGCUGGCGGACUAGAGGGUUGGGGGGGUGUCUUGAUCUGUGUUGCUGACAGACUCCCCAUGAGGCACUCGGGCUGGUGUUCCUGUAAGGCAGUAACUGCUAUUUUCUUCACCUUGAUUUUGAGUGGGAUCUCCCCUUCUGAUGAGUGUCUCUACGUAUUGUUUGGGCCUUUGCCAAAGGAAAACGCACUUUUUGCUAUGUUAGCCUAGUUUCUCGCCCAUCCACACUAACUGAGUUUUUGACUGUUACCUAAGUUGAAUAAUAAAGGGUUGUCGAUGGAA